This is a messenger RNA of Melanotaenia boesemani (Boeseman's rainbowfish), 4044 nucleotides long. RefSeq names its product N-alpha-acetyltransferase 15, NatA auxiliary subunit. Gene Ontology annotation, cellular component: cytoplasm; NatA complex. The transcript has 20 exons. Gene Ontology annotation, molecular function: protein-N-terminal amino-acid acetyltransferase activity; protein binding. Gene Ontology annotation, biological process: N-terminal peptidyl-methionine acetylation. Bases 138 to 2732 code for a protein of 864 amino acids. NCBI's taxonomy places the organism in Eukaryota, Metazoa, Chordata, Actinopteri, Atheriniformes, Melanotaeniidae. The record is from RefSeq and is a predicted model, not a curated record.
AGAGAAAACGGAGCAAUCGAGCGGAGCGGCUGAGGCAGGCGUACCAAGGCCACCAUCACUCAACUCGUCUGGACUACCCGGGCUAACUUUAGCUACAUGUGCUGAGGUCGAGAGGGAAGCUGAUCCCAACUGCAACGAUGCCCACGGUUACUUUACCGCCGAAAGAGAACGCUCUCUUCAAGAGGAUUUUGCGAUGUUACGAGCACAAACAAUACAGAAAUGGGCUCAAAUUCUGCAAACAAAUCCUGUCAAACCCCAAGUUUGCAGAACAUGGAGAGACGUUGGCAAUGAAGGGCUUGACCCUGAACUGUCUAGGGAAGAAGGAGGAGGCCUACGAACUGGUGAGGAGAGGCUUGCGCAACGACCUUAGGAGCCACGUCUGCUGGCAUGUUUACGGCUUACUGCAGCGCUCGGACAAGAAGUACGAUGAGGCCAUCAAGUGUUACCGCAACGCUCUGAAGUGGGACAAAGACAACCUCCAGAUCCUCAGAGACCUGUCGCUGCUGCAGAUCCAGAUGAGAGAUUUGGAGGGAUACAGGGAGACACGGUACCAGCUGCUACAGCUGCGUCCAGCCCAGCGGGCAUCCUGGAUUGGCUACGCCAUCGCCUAUCACCUACUGGAAGACUAUGAAAUGGCAGCAAAGAUCAUUGAAGAGUUCAGGAAAACACAGCAGACAUCUCCCGACAAGGUGGACUAUGAGUACAGCGAGCUGCUGCUGUACCAGAAUCAGGUGCUGAGAGAAGCAGGUCUGAACAAGGAAGCCCUUGAGCAUCUAUCGAACUAUGAGAAGCAGAUCUGUGAUAAACUGGCAGUGGAGGAGACACGAGGAGAGUUGCUGCUGAAGCUGGAGCGUCUCGAUGAAGCAACAGAAGUCUACCGACGCCUGCAGGAGAGAAACCCCGAGAACUGGUCCUACUACCACGGUCUGGAGAAAGCCCUAAAACCAAGCAGUGUAGAGGAGAGACACAAGAUCUACGAAGAAGCCUGGGAGAAGUUUCCCAAAGGACUAGUUCCUCGCAGGCUGCCCCUUAACUUUCUGUCCGGUGAAAAGUUCAGAGAGUGCCUGGACAGGUAUCUGAGGAUGAACUUCAGUAAAGGCUGCCCGCCCGUCUUCACUACACUCAGAUCACUGUACAACGACAAAGAAAAGGUGGCAAUAAUAGAGGAACAUGUGGUCGGCUAUGAAACCUCCUUAAAAAGCUGCCGAAUGUUCAGCCAGAAUGAUGACGGCAAAGAAGAGCCUCCGACCACAUUGCUCUGGGUGCAGUACUUCCUUGCACAGCACUACGACAUGAUUGGCCAGCAGACGCUUGCUCUAGAAUAUAUCAAUGCCGCCAUUGAGAGCACGCCCACACUCAUCGAACUCUUCCUUAUCAAAGCCAAGAUUUACAAGCAUGCUGGGAAUAUCAGAGAGGCUGCCCAGUGGAUGGAUGAGGCUCAGGCUCUGGACACUGCCGACAGAUUCAUCAACUCCAAGUGUGCCAAGUACAUGCUGAAGGCAGGCAUGGUCAAAGAGGCAGAGGAGAUGUGCUCCAAGUUCACACGGGAGGGCGCAUCAGCGGUGGAGAACUUGAACGAGAUGCAGUGCAUGUGGUUCCAGACUGAAUGUGCGCUCGCAUACAAAGCCAUGAACAAGUUUGGAGAAGCCCUCAAGAAGUGCCACGAGAUUGAAAGGCAUUUUGUGGAGAUCACGGACGACCAGUUUGACUUCCACACCUACUGCAUGAGGAAGAUGACACUACGCUCCUACGUGGACCUCCUGAAGCUGGAGGAUGUUCUCCGGAUGCAUCCCUUCUACUACAAAGCAGCCACUACUGCGAUCCAGAUCUACCUGAGCCUCCAUGACAAUCCUCUGACUGAUGACAGCAAAGAGCUGCAGGCUGACACCGCAAAUCUCUCAGACAAAGAACUGAAGAAGCUGAGGAACAAACAACGGAGAGCCCAAAAGAAGGCCCAGCUAGAGGAGGAGAAGAAGAAUGCAGAGAAGGAAAAACAGCUGAAGAACCAAAAGAAGAAGAAAGAGGAUGAUGAUGAGGAAAUAGGAGGGCCUAAAGAGGAGCUCAUCCCCGACAAACUGGUGAAGGUAGAAAAUCCACUGGAAGAAGCCAUCAAGUUCCUGAUGCCGCUCAAACAGCUGGUCAAAGACAAAAUCGACACGCAUCUUAUGGCCUUUGAGAUCUACUUUAGGAAAGAAAAAUACUUGUUGAUGCUCCAGUCAGUGAAGAGGGCGUUGGCCAUUGACCCAGACAACCCGUGGCUGCACCAGUGUCUCGUGCGCUUCUUUAAAGGAGUCUCUGAGAGCAAGGAGCUGCCGGAGGUGGUCAGGACAGUUCUGAAGCAGGAGAUCACCCGGCUGUUUGGAGACAGCAACGCUAAGAGCUUCAACCAGGCCUACCUCAGCAAGCACUCCAACUCCAUACCACACCGACUGGCCGCUGCUAAGAUGAUGGCGUACCUGGACUCGUCAACAGAAACGAAAGCAGCGGAACUGGCCACUGACCUGGACGAGUCGCUGGACAACAGAACCGUACAGAUCUGCACCGAGGUCCUGGAGUGUCUCCGGAGCGGCGUCCUGGGCGACUGUAAGGAACGAGCGGAGACAUAUCGCACCGAGUGUCACAAGCUUUACCCCUACACACUAGCUUUCAUGCCCCCCGGCUACGAGGAGAACACCAAGAUCGCAAACGGAGACGUUUCCACAGAAACGGAGGAGCUAGCCAACGAGAUGUGAGCGCGACCGAACAACAGCGGAUGCGAUAAAGGAAUUGGGCCAAGCACAGAGCCUUGUGGUACGCCUGGCAGCCAUUUUGAAGAGCCAGACACAGGAAGCAAAAAUGGGUGUCUCGUCGUUAGGGCUCGAUUUAAAUCGGGUCUGACCUGGCAUGGCUUGGCUCUCUCCCUCAUGGGUGAAAUUCAGGACUGCGUGUGUGUGUGUUGAGUGCGUGUGUGAGCAUUUGUGGGUAACUGGGGGGAAAAAGAGGAAGAUGACAGUUUUACUUUUUUAACAGAGUCUACAACCAUGCUGAACAUGAAAUUAAAAAGGUUAAAACGGGAGAAAACUGAUGCAGUCUGCUGGUUUCCUCUCCGAUGAUCGAUCAACAGUGACGGCAGCCGCUGGAGCCGACUGUGCUGCUCUAAGUCACCUGUCACACACUGUGUUCCCUUGUUUUAAAUCUAAUUUAACUGAAAAUAGGACACAGCUGUCACAUGGGGACUGAGUGGAUCUGAUCUCUGAUCUGUAGGAAGCUGAGUGGGACGAGGUGCUGAGGACAUCCAGCGACCACAGGUGAAUCUGCUGUAAAACUCACUCCAGUAAACUACUGAUCUUCGGUGGACUGCGUGAGAAAGGCCUGAUCCCUGCAAGGACGCGGCUCGCCUCAAACGUGAACAGUUUUUGAUCAGAAUGUGCUUCCCUCACAGCUCCGGGUUCAACUUGGGAAUAUGUAAUCCUCUCUGGUCUUAUGGAGCACUUUGUAGCACAGAAUAAAAGCUGUAAAGAUUGUGUGUUGCGCUCCUUUUCCAAUACACUGCUACUCUUUAUUCAUUUUUACAUACAGUAAUUCUGUCAAAUGGGUAAACCUGAGCAAUACCAUAGUCACCUCCCUGUCCGUAAUGGAUCGGUGUAACUGUUAUUGAUGAUUAUCAUUUCUUGAUGUGAUUUAAAAAUGGUAACCUUGAGCCUGAAGGCAGAGACGUGUAUUUGUUGCUGUUGUUGGAAAUGGUUUUAUCUGCAUGUACAAAGUGCAAAUGAGCCUUUAGCACUUCCAUCAGAGGGAUCUCCUCUGAUGGAAGUGGCUCCUGUAUUGGUGAUAAAUCAGCAUCAAAACCUGUUUCUAAUGUGACGUACAUUAAACGUUACAAGGUGAGAAGAUGUAGAAACACCUGGAAAUAACAUUACAACUUGUGUUCCUCUCAUUUUCAGUGAUCUCUUCCCCUUUUUCCUCUAAUUUGGGUUCUAAUGUGAAAGGUGAAAUCUGAGAUGGUGAUGUAUGAUAUCUGGAUUUUUUUUUUUUUUUUUUUUAUUAAAAAGGAAGAAAAUGGUU